UCGGGAGUAGGAUGCUGCUGCUGCUGUUGUCGUUGAACGUCGUCGCCGUUGCCGACGCCGUCUUUGGUUGUUGCGUAUGAACUCGUACCGAGUGUGGUGGUAGAAGAGUGUCCUAUUCUGGUUGGUGGCAUUAGAAGUCGUCGCGAGUUCAUCGGGCGAGGAUAUACUCGAGAGUAGUGUCGUCUCGUGGAGGAUUUUUUUCCUGCCGUUCGUGUUCGAUAUGGGUUUGCGAAUGUGGUGUGAGGGGAGUGAAAAAAAGAUGGGGCGCAGAGGUGUUGAAUUUUGAGGCAUCGAAAACAACGGGAAACUUGUGUAAACUUGCCGAAAAGAGUUCGAAAUUCGUCAAAUCGUGAAUUAAAGUUUGAUUGAUAGAGUGCGAUAUCGAUCGGCGGUGAUUGGGGCAUGAGCUGGAGUGGAGAGUAGCGAUAAAAUAUUGCAAAUAAGCCGGAUGGCAGUGCGGUGUUAUUCGUGUUUUCUUGUUUCGCUGUUGGGUCAGCCGAUCGAAGUGAAGAGAAAGAGCAGUGGGCGAGGCACCGAAGAAUAAAGAAGUUUGGAGCAAAGUUUGAAUGUUUUUUUCUGGCCACUCGCUGUGGCCAGCAGUGAAAGGGGCUGGUUCUCGCUAAUGAAAAGUUCAAGAUGAAAAUGCCAGGAGCAGAACGAAUCGCAGCAGGUCGCUUGUGCUCAUCAGGAAUGGUUGGAGGUGCGGGCCGCAAGCAGCGGAGUCUAAUCAUCUGUGGAUUUGUCAUUUCGCUGAUGUUUACAACAUGUUACAGUAGUCAAGCGCUGGAGUUCACAGUGGAACCGGCGGAUCUGACCGUACCGGAGGGAAACUCCGCCCUGUUGCAGUGUGCCGGCCGGCUGGACCCGAAGGCGAUGCUGUUGCGCGAGGGAAAGGUAGCCCCAAACAUUCGGUGGCGCGGCCCGGACGGGCAGGACAUCGGAAUCGUGGGAGACACCUUCCGGUCGCAGCUGACCAACGGGUCGCUGUACAUCAGCACGGUCGAGAGCAACCGAGGGCUGACGGGGUUCUACCAGUGCUUGCUCACGGUGGACGGCGUGGGGACGAUCGUGAGUCGUUCGGCCCGGGUGGCUAUUGCAGAUCGUCCCGAAAUCAACCAGGACUCACACGAAAUCUACCUGUACACGGGCCAAACGGCGUACUUCAAAUGCAUGUCCAGCCCUCUGCCCUUCAAUCUAGAGGCACGCUACCACGUCGAGUGGCUCAAGGAUGAGUCACCAGUCCGGAUGGACUACACCCGGAUGCUGCUGUUACCUUCGGGAGCGCUUGAAAUCGACGAAGUCAUCCCAGCUGAUCGGGGGACCUACCAGUGCAACGUCUCGUCCGGGAUAUUCUCCAACUUGAGCAGUAAGUCCAACCUCAACAUCAAGUCCACCGCCGGACAACCCCAGAGCUUCGAGCCGCCCUCGUUUGUGAUAGUGCCUCAACCGCAGACGGUCAAAGAAGGCGACACGGUCAUCCUGGACUGUGUAGCCAAUGGGAAUCCAAAGCCCACGAUCAAGUGGCUACGCAACGGCGAGGAAAUAGAUAUGAACGAUUUGGACUCGAGGUUUCGAAUUAUAGGAACGGGAUCGCUCCAGAUCAACUCCAUACAGGACCUGGAUGCUGGAGACUAUCAGUGUAGGGCGAGCAACUCGGAGGAUUCGUUGGAUGCCUCGGCAACUGUUCAAGUGCAAGUGCCACCGAAGUUUAUCCUCAGUCCGGAGGACAAGGUUGCCUACGAGAAGGAGGAGUUGGAGCUGCAGUGUUCGAUCCACGGCAAACCGACGCCCAUCAUCCAGUGGCUGAAGAAUGGCGACUUGAUUACGCCUAAUGAGUAUAUGCAGAUUGUUGGAGGCCAUAACCUCAAAAUAUUCGGCCUGAUUGGCUCCGACGCCGGAAUGUUUCAAUGCAUUGGGACCAAUCCGGCUGGGAGUGUGCAAGCUGCGGCCCGCCUCGAGAUCAUCGAACCAGGACAAAAACGACACAAGAAUAAGAAGUACUAUCAAAAUCAGGGGAAAAUGAAAUCCUACGAAAAACCCAUCCAUUCCGACCCGAAAUUGUCCAAAGGAAUCCUGGAUAGCUUGCUGUCCCGCACUAAAGACAAAGCCAACAUCAAUCAGAACAAGUUCCAGUACGAUGACUACACGGACGACGACUACCUCGAGCACGAGGAAGAUCACGACGAAGACGAUGACGACUCCGGCAAAAUCUACGCCCUCCGACCGAACGAAGACCCGAACAAACUGUACCAAUCGCUGACGGGGUCCGAAAAUGGCGACACCGGAAUAAGCCACUUUUCUAACUCCCAAUAUCCCAUCAAUGCUGUCACACGGAAAUACUCCAAAUCGCACCUGCUACCGCUAGACGGAAGCGGAAAGUUUGCGGCGCCUCUACCGGGACCACCACGAGAUCUGCAGGCGCAGAUUGUGAAACCGCGCUUCAUCACGCUGAGCUGGCUGGAACCGGCCAAGAAUCCGGACGAGGUCAUAUCGUAUUCGGUUUACUACAAGAUGCACACCAGUGAGAGGGAACGAAAAAUCACCACCAAGUCCCGCGAUGAACAGGAAGUCAACAUCCAAUCGCUAAUGCCCGGAAAGACCUACCAGUUUCGAGUGAUCGGCAACAGCAACCACGGUUCCGGAGAAUCCUCCCAACUGCUGGAAGUACGCACCCAUUCCGAGGAAAACAUUGCCGGACCUCCGCAAAACAUUCGCGGUGAGGCCUUGUCCGACAAAGAAAUCCAUCUGCAGUGGGAUCCGCCACUCACAUCCACCGCUGAGAUUUCAAAAUAUCGCGUAUACUACGCUGAAAACGACAACGGCGACGAGAUGUACUCGGACACCAUGUCCACCGAUAUCACGCUCAGUGAAUUGCGGCCGUACACCGAGUACACCCUCUACGUGGUGCCCUGGAAUCAGAUGGGCAUGGGAGACCCGUCGCACGAAAUCGUUGUCAAGACACAUUCCACCGUCCCAUCGGAGGCCCCGUCCAAUGUCACUCUGGAGGCGUCCAGCUCAACGUCGAUCACCAUCCGGUGGCAACCGCCACCCGUGGAAGAUCGGAACGGUCAGAUAACCGGCUACAAAAUUCGCUACCGUAAGAAUAAGAAACCGCUCCAGGUGGAAACGACGCCGGCCAACAUCCGGCACUGGGAGCUCAAAGGACUGGAGCGGUUGUCUGCGUAUCAGGUCAAGAUCGCAGCAAUGACUGUGAACGGCUCAGGGCCAUUCAGCGAAUGGCAUCACAUUGAGACGUAUGAGAACGAUUUGGACGAGUCGCAGGUUCCCGGACAGCCUGGCUGGAUAAAGACUCGUCCCGGGGCGGAUAGCAUAACGGUUCUAUGGGCUCCACCACACCAUCAAGAAAUAAAGGUACGUAACUACAUUCUCGGGUGGGGUAAGGGCAUUCCCGACGAAGACACGAGUGAUGUUGAGGAGCACAUUCGAUCAUUCGAAGUACGGAAUCUGGAGCCAAAUACGGAGUACGUGAUUUCUUUGCGAGCGCGGAACAACAUGGGAGACGGACCUCCGAUCUACGACACUGUGCGGACACGUGAAGACUCACCAAUUGAGGCGCCAACUCCCUUAGAAGUACCCGUUGGUUUGCGGGCUAUCCCAAUGUCCGGUACAUCAAUCGUUGUCUACUGGACAGAUACAACCCUAAGCAAAAGCCAACAUGUUACCGACAACCGGUACUACGUUGUGAAGUUCACUCCUACUGCGUCGACCCGAAUUCGAUUCUACAAUACAACAGAUCUCAACUGCAUGAUUGGAGAUCUCCGACCGAACACUCAGUACGAAUUCGCGGUCAAGGUUGUGAAAGGUCAUCGACAGUCGGCGUGGUCCAUGUCGGUCAUCAACUCCACCCAUCAGGCGGCUCCCGUGUCACCACCUCGAGAUCUUACAGUUUCCUACGAUGAUCGCAAUCCUCUGACAGCAAUUCUGCAUUGGCAACCUCCGAAGCAUAGUAACAGUCCAAUCAAUGGAUAUGUGGUUCUCUAUACUACCGAUCCUAACAAACGAGAUCGAGAGUGGAAUGCCGAAGCGGUUGUUGGUGACAAAACCACAUCUGAAAUCACCAACUUGGAACCUCACACCACGUACUACUUCAAAGUGCAGACUCGCAACGCCAAAGGCUACGGAUUGUUCUCAGCAAUGGUAUCGCAAACCACCGGAGCCGAUGUGGACUCCAGUGAGAAUCUCUCCAUGCCGAAGGGGAUUUCACCGGAGAUGAUCUACGUGAUCGUAGGAUUUUCAAUUCUGACGGCAGUAAUUGCCGUGUCCGUCGUUAUUCUAAUCUGUCGGAAAAAGCCCGAAGGAACGCCGGAACAUGCGAAGAAGAGUUACCAGAAGAACAAUGCGGGGAUCAUAAAGCCCCCAGACCUCUGGAUUCACCACGAUCAGAUGGAGCUUAAGAACAUGGAUAAGAGCAAUCACAGUACGACGACGCCGGGAUCGGUGGAUGGUGGAGCUUCCAGUAGUGGAGCUAUGACUUUGCCACGCUCAGUUGGGGGACACGAGUUCGACAGUGAGACUCCGAUUACGCACGUGACGAAUUCGCUGGAUAAGCGAAGUUAUGUUCCUGGUUAUACAGGAACGACGACACCACUGAGUUCCACCAUGGAACGACCACAGUAUCCUCGCACUCAGUACAACAUGGCAUCGAGGCCGCAUAUAUCGCUGGAUCAGCAGACUCUGUCGCAGCAGAGUUUACUGCAGCAGCCACCUCAGCUACCGCCGGCAAACUCGCUGGUGCAAACGCCGGAGAAUCCCUACACUUACGAAGGAAACUAUAGUAAUCCCAAUGUGACGUACGCUCCGGGCAUGACCGUGGACGCACCGAAACGGGGGCAGGGUCAUCCCCUCAAGAGCUUCAGUGUACCUGCGCCACCCGCUUCGACGCCGAUCAUCAGCAGCCAGGGCAAGCAUGCACAAACCCCCUCGGUAACGAUACGUCCGCAGAACUCAUCCCCCUACAAGAAGCCCCCGUCACUCUCGACGAGUUCCCUCACGAACCGGCUGCAAACCGGACCAGCGGUGCAGCACUCCACCGACGAAAUCCAACGGUUGGCUCCGUCCACUUCGACCGAGGAACUGAACCAGGAGAUGGCCAACCUCGAGGGUCUGAUGAAGGACCUCAGUGCAAUAACGGCCAACGAGUUCGAGUGCUGAAUCGAUCACCACACCAAGCGCAUUGUGGGCGACGAGGGGGCGUCGGAGUGGAAGUGAUGAACUUAUUUAGUCAUUCUCAAUUUACGGAAACGAAAGUAUGUUUAAGUUUAAAGUGAAAUUUUGGAAAGCUCUCUUCCCGAUUCUAUGAGCCACGUUCAUAGGAUGGCUUACGAAGUCUUGCAGCGCCGCAGGACACUUUCCCGUGUAAGAUCAUUUGUAUACAAGUCAAGUGCUUUUCCACUGAUACUUUUACUGUCCAGAGACCGAAUCGUAAUAUAUGUGGAUUAGGUGUUUUAAAAUUAUUUAUUUAUUCUCGCGACAAACAAAAAAACACUGAAUCAAAAUCGUACUAUGAAAAUUAAUAAUCUACAUGUAAAAAUGGAAAACAAGUAGGCGUUGAAGGAUAGAGCGCCCGUUCGUUCGAAACGGUUUCGUUCGUCGUACAUUUUGUCCAAACAGUGAGUACGAUUUUUUGCUAUUAAGAUAACUAAACAGAAAACUAUCAGCUGUAAAUAGAGCUUAAUGAUAAGCCUUUAUUUGUGCAUGUCGAUGCCAUGAAUAUGUACUGGCAUGAAUCGAUAUUAUUAUAAGGUCACACGUCGUCGUUUAGAGAAGCAGAAAGCGACCAAGCCAUUUUCUAUAAAAACGAUUUUAUUUUAGCUACGUUAAAUUAAAUAUUUUUAGCUUUUAAGUAACGAACCGAUAGCUAGCAUUUCAUUCCCAGUGAUUUUUAAUUUUAUAGAUUGAAUUUUAGAUUAGUUGUUUUCGUUUUGUGGAAGUAAGACAUCGACGGUGCUGCCGAUGAUUGCAUUUUGCAUUUAUAUUUGUCUCGUUCGUAUAGUAAGAUUAAAACCGGAAAAGUUCAACAAACACAAGGGCAUGGUCCCAAAUUAAACUACAACAAGAGGAAUCUAGACCCAGGGAUCAAAUCACUCAUUCACAAACCGAAUAAACCGUAUGGAGCCUGAUUUUUUUAAAUAGAAAGAUCUAACAAAUAAAGUGUCACUUCUUGAGUCUGUUCUAAAAAGUAGAUUUCAGGUGCAUUUUGAUUAUUUUUUUCGCCAUGAUCAAUUCAAAUAAUAUAGUUUCGUACAAUCGCUCCUUUUGCCAGUGGAGAUGGGACUGGGAUAGUCCCUAUCUGGCUUCCCUUCCUUUUCGUAGAAGCUUGACACGAGGAAUGAUCGUAUUGGAGUAAUAUUAUUAAUAGAUAUAUUUUAUUCUAUUUUAUAUCUAAACUUAGUAUGGGUCAAAGCUUUGGAAAACAAUAUUUAUAUAUAUUUCUCAUUGUCAAAAACCUAAAUUGAUUAUAUUUUGCGAAGAAAUAAUUUUAAAGCAUCUGUAAUGGUACAGUUAUCGAAAAUUAAAGCUCAACAUCAACUGCCAUAAGUUAACUCACAGAAUGAUUGUAUUUAAGUUCCGCAAAUUUUCUCAUUCUUAUCUUACAUAGCUAGCCAGCUUAACGUCAUUGUAAAUGUAAAUCACAUCAAAUUUCGUAAUAUUUCAAUCUUCAAUCUAAUCAAUCAAGUAUACAUCAUAUACAUGAAGCCGACAAACAAAAAAAAUAAUGUAAAGUAGUCGUAUUUUAUAAACUCAAGAUUUUUACACCUCACACCCCCGAAUUUGCACCUUUCACAGAAAGUACACCGAAACACAUCAUCACAAUGAAACCAAACGAACAGAUGACACAAAAAUGCAAGGGAUCACACACACACACACUCACCGAAAUACUUCACACAUUCACGCAAUCACAAACGUAAACACAAACACACAACUCCCACCAUCUUACAAAACAUGAAUGGAACUUUCCCCAUAUUCCUAGAAAAGAGGAAUCAAUUCGUUCCCAGAAUACUUUUUAUACGUAUUAUACAAAAAUAGUCACGCCAUUCGAAUGUAAAGUAAGCAUGAUUUUAAACCAAAACUACUUUCGGCCAGAGCACCGAGAUGAAGAGAAAUGCCUAAUUGAAAAUUAAUAUGAGUUUUUUUUAGGAAAAAAUAUACAACAAACUGAGCGAAACAAAUUUUUGCGGUGACGUAAAACAAGCAACAUAUUGGUUUCCAUUUUACACUGCAAAUCAAAUUCGGUACACUCGAGGAGAAUUAAUCGCUAAAUUGGCUGCUAAAUAUAGGUAGUGAAAAAUAAAUGAUUGAAUGCCUAAUGUAAAUAGUACUACUCUAAUGGGAUCGUAUUUAUUGCAAGACGAAAACAAACAAACAUUACUGUCUAUAAAUCAGUCCGAUUCGGAAAUUUCAAAUUAUUUCAACCAUUUAAUUUCGAAACUGAACAAACUAAUCAAAAUCAGACGAAUCUGCGGUGUAAAAUACGACCUCUGAAUCGAAAGCGCUGACACAGAUCAACAUUCAAACAUCAACAAGCUAAGUGAGAAUCCGAAACAAACAAAGAACAUAAUGGAUAGAAUAAAAAAAUCCUUAUAAAAUUAUUAAAA
Messenger RNA from Armigeres subalbatus, 7616 nucleotides. RefSeq names its product neogenin (gene fra). Gene Ontology annotation, molecular function: protein binding. The transcript has 10 exons. NCBI's taxonomy places the organism in Eukaryota, Metazoa, Arthropoda, Insecta, Diptera, Culicidae. The record is from RefSeq and is a predicted model, not a curated record. Gene Ontology annotation, cellular component: membrane. The coding region runs from base 637 to 5172 and encodes 1511 amino acids. Gene Ontology annotation, biological process: cell-cell adhesion.